This is a messenger RNA of Hipposideros armiger (great roundleaf bat), 2768 nucleotides long. RefSeq names its product RAN binding protein 9 (gene RANBP9). The coding region runs from base 132 to 1631 and encodes 499 amino acids. Lineage: Eukaryota; Metazoa; Chordata; Mammalia; Chiroptera; Hipposideridae. The record is from RefSeq and is a predicted model, not a curated record. The transcript is spliced from 13 exons. Gene Ontology annotation, molecular function: protein binding.
CUGUUUUGUAUGCAGGUCAUGGCAAAACCCCGAAAGAUGCAGCAUCAGUUCGUGCCACACAUCCAAUACCAGCAGCCUGUGGGAUUUAUUAUUUUGAAGUAAAAAUUGUCAGUAAAGGAAGAGAUGGUUACAUGGGAAUUGGUCUUUCUGCUCAAGGUGUGAACAUGAAUAGACUACCAGGCUGGGAUAAACAUUCAUAUGGUUAUCAUGGGGAUGAUGGACAUUCAUUUUGUUCUUCUGGAACUGGACAACCUUAUGGACCAACUUUUACGACUGGUGAUGUCAUAGGCUGUUGUGUUAACCUUAUCAACAAUACCUGCUUCUACACCAAGAAUGGACAUAGUUUAGGUAUUGCCUUCACCGACCUACCGCCAAAUUUAUAUCCUACUGUUGGGCUCCAAACACCAGGAGAAGUCGUCGAUGCCAAUUUUGGGCAACAUCCUUUCGUGUUUGAUAUAGAAGACUACAUGCGGGAGUGGAGAACCAAAAUACAGGCACAGAUAGAUCGGUUUCCUAUUGGAGAUCGAGAAGGAGAAUGGCAGACCAUGAUACAAAAAAUGGUUUCAUCUUAUUUAGUCCACCAUGGGUACUGUGCCACAGCAGAGGCCUUUGCCAGAUCUACAGACCAGACGGUUCUAGAAGAAUUAGCUUCCAUUAAAAAUAGACAAAGAAUUCAGAAAUUGGUAUUAGCAGGAAGAAUGGGAGAAGCCAUUGAAACAACACAACAGUUAUACCCAAGUUUACUUGAAAGAAAUCCUAAUCUUCUUUUCACAUUAAAAGUGCGUCAGUUUAUAGAAAUGGUGAAUGGUACAGAUAGUGAAGUACGAUGUUUGGGAGGCCGAAGUCCAAAAUCUCAAGACAGUUAUCCUGUUAGUCCUCGACCUUUUAGUAGUCCAAGUAUGAGCCCCAGCCAUGGAAUGAAUAUCCACAAUUUAGCAUCAGGCAAAGGAAGUACUGCACAUUUUUCUGGUUUUGAAAGUUGUAGUAAUGGUGUAAUAUCAAAUAAAGCACAUCAAUCAUAUUGCCAUAGUAAACACCAGUCAUCCAAUUUGAAUGUACCAGAAUUGAACAGUAUAAAUAUGUCAAGAUCACAGCAAGUUAAUAACUUCACCAGUAAUGAUGUAGACAUGGAAACAGAUCACUACUCCAAUGGAGUUGGAGAAACUUCAUCCAAUGGUUUCCUAAAUGGUAGCUCUAAACAUGACCACGAAAUGGAAGAUUGUGACACCGAAAUGGAAGUUGAUUCAAGUCAGUUAAGACGCCAGUUGUGUGGAGGAAGUCAAGCCGCAAUAGAAAGAAUGAUUCACUUUGGAAGAGAACUACAAGCUAUGAGUGAACAGCUGAGGAGAGAAUGUGGCAAAAACACAGCAAACAAAAAAAUGUUGAAGGAUGCAUUCAGUUUACUAGCUUAUUCAGACCCUUGGAACAGCCCAGUUGGAAAUCAGCUUGACCCAAUUCAGAGAGAACCUGUGUGCUCAGCUCUUAACAGUGCAAUAUUAGAAACCCACAAUCUGCCAAAGCAACCUCCACUUGCCCUAGCAAUGGGACAGGCCACACAAUGUCUAGGACUGAUGGCUCGAUCAGGAAUUGGAUCCUGUGCAUUUGCCACAGUGGAAGACUACCUACAUUAGCUAUGCAUUUAAGGAGCUCACACUUAUAUUGUGGCAUAUAGUCAACAUGGAAGUAGACCAGCUCUGCUGAUUUGAAAUUUAGAUUUUUUUAAUUAUGUACUGGGGACAGGUUUUUGUCGCUUUACAUUGCUUCCUAGUUUACAGCAUGAUGCAAAUGAUUUUCUAACUUAGUGUUAGGAGAAAUUAUUUUCCAUCUUUAACCUCUUAGUUGUCUAAGAGUUAAAUAUUACUGAAUCUCAGACGUUCAAAUUGAUCAUCACAAAUCCUUUAAAACAAUUACCUAAAAGAAACCAAAAAAUCCUGCCUUCUUUGUUGGGGGGAGAGGGGGGAAGGAAAUGGAACAAGUUGUGUUGUGUUAGCAUGUGGGUGAUGUAAACUUCAAAUUGGGCGAUGUUCCGACCCCCACUCCCAUAUAAGCAUUCAAUCAGUGUAACUUGCAAAAUGCAUAAACAUCCGACAGUUUGAAUUUAUAGUGUUGAUGGAAGAAAUCAUUUUUAAUGUGUACUGUAAAACUUGAAAUACUCAGGAGCUGAGUGAAGACGUUUGUUGCUACUUACAAUCCCAACCUGUUAGUCCCAGUAGUUUUGUUUUAACAUGGUCUUUUCAAAUUUGUUUCCUGUUUAACUACCAACGACUUCUGUUGUAGGCUCACAAGUUUAACUGUUGUAUUAUAACAGUAUUACAUGUCAACGGUGUGGUUAUGACCUUUAUUUAUAUAAAAACCAAAUAUUUAGUCAAUUUACCGUGUCUUAAUUUAAUCUUUGUACACCUUCCAUUUUUAAGUGCUUAAAUGAGUACUAUAUUGCAAUAAAAAUGUAGUGAUAUAAUUAACCAGCCAUUAAAAAUUUACUUCUACAGAUAUUAGUGUCAACUGAGUUUAUAUAUUAGGUACUUGCAUACUUAAUGAUUAAAUAUAAAAUUAGAAAAUUAAAAUGAGUGAUUUUUACUAUAAAUCUGAGUUCUACAACCUAAGACUGCCUUCAGUUUACUGGCUUCUCUGUAUUAGGGUCAAAUAUGAUAUUGUGAGUGACAGAAAAGGGGAAAUGAAUCUCCUUAUUUUCAUACCCAGAGUAAAGCAUGUCACUUGCUAGUAAAGCAAACCCCCAAACUAAUUAAAAUUUAAGCUUUUCAACAGUA